Syzygium oleosum is the source of this 1723-nucleotide messenger RNA. RefSeq names its product WUSCHEL-related homeobox 9. Bases 200 to 1426 code for a protein of 408 amino acids. Lineage: Eukaryota; Viridiplantae; Streptophyta; Magnoliopsida; Myrtales; Myrtaceae. Gene Ontology annotation, biological process: regulation of developmental process. The transcript has 4 exons. Gene Ontology annotation, molecular function: DNA binding; DNA-binding transcription factor activity. The record is from RefSeq and is a predicted model, not a curated record.
AGGGUAGGUGACAGUGAAGAGGCUAUAAGAAGGGAGGAGGUGCUCUUAGCUAUUGAGUUACAGUGACCCUAAAACAAAAGAGAGCGACAAAAGGGUUCUUUGCAGUGUUGUUCUCUCUUUCUCUCUUUGGCUGACCGUUCAGAGAGAUCAUCUUCUUCAUAUUCCUAUUGCUGCUUGUUAUCUUUGCAACGGAUUAUCAAUGGCUUCAUCAAAUAGACACUGGCCUAGCAUGUUCAAGUCCAAGCCCUGCAACACGCAGCAUCACCAAUGGCAACAUGAUCUCAACCCUUCUCUCCUGUCAUCAAGUGGAUGCAACAGAACUUCGCCAUACUCAUCUGGUUGCGAGGAGCGAACCCCGGAGCCAAAGCCGAGGUGGAACCCGAAGCCGGAGCAAAUCCGCAUACUUGAGGCGAUCUUCGACUCCGGGAUGGUCAACCCACCGAGGGACGAGAUUCGGAAGAUCAGGGGUCAAUUGCAAGAGUAUGGGCAAGUCGGCGACGCCAACGUGUUCUACUGGUUCCAGAACCGGAAAUCAAGAAGCAAGCACAAGCUCCGUCACCUCCAGACCUCGAAACAACAGAGGCAACAACAAAACCAAAACACCAACACCAACACCAGCAACAACCACCAUCUCAAUCCAAUCACAUCUUCAAUGUCACCCGCCAUCACAGCUCCUAAUUCUUCUUCGUCGUCGUCCUCGUCUGACAGGACCUCUCCGACUGGGUCCAAGAAGACAAACUUGUCCCUAGGUUCGUGUUCUACGGACGCUCUCGAUGUCCCAAAUCCGGUUAUGUCCAUGAACCAGGCCUAUUUCUCGCAGAACCAUCAUGGGGAUUUUUUCACCGAGCCGUCCUUGCUUUUCCCACAACAAAGUCACCAGGGCGUAAGCACUUGUGUUUUCAGUCAAGCUGGUCAAGGGCUUUGCUUCUCUCCACUGGCAAGUGUGGUUCAAGUCCCUCAUGAGCAAAGCCCUAAUAUUGGCCCUUGCACAAGCCUUUUACUUAGUGAGAUCAUGAACAACAACAACAACAACAAUGCAGCUGGUUCUGAGAAACUAGGGCAAAGUGAUCAUCACAAGGUGAAGAUGAUGCAAUUGCCAACAACCUCUCUGGGCAAUAACUGUUCUGUGAUCAACCCUUUAGGGACGACUCACUCUGCUGUUUCCACAACUGUCACUACUAGCCUUCCUCUUCCAAGCACCAACAUCAACCAUCUUCAGGGUGUUCCGGAGGCCAGUAACGAGGCGAAAUCCACGGUGUUCAUCAAUGACGUCGCGUUCCAGGUGGCAUCCGGGCCGUUCAACGUGCAGGACGCUUUCGGGGAUGACGCAGUGCUUAUCAACGCCUCGGGUGAGCUGGUUCUCACCAAUGAGUGGGGUCUCACUCUUCAGUCGCUCCAGCACGGCGCCUCUUAUUAUCUGAUAUGAACACGCGUGGAGGCUAAAAGGAGGAAAGCAGAAGCUGUCUAUGCUGUGGUCACUGUGCUGCCUUACCAUCUCUCUCUCUGUGGUCACUGUGCUGCCUUCCCAUCUCUCUCUCUCUCUCUCUCUCUCUCUCUCUCUCUCUCUCUCUCUCUCUCUUUAUAUAUUAGGGUUUACAUUACAGUGAGUCCAAGUUAAGUUUCCGUAUGAAUCGGGUUUGUGGUCGGUCUUGGAAAACUUGAAGUUUGCCGAACUAUGUAACACCUCAUUAAGAACAACAUGGUUAAAUGCUCCUUUUGCUUC